Messenger RNA from Suillus clintonianus, 3180 nucleotides. RefSeq lists its product as uncharacterized. Gene Ontology annotation, cellular component: nucleus; cytoplasmic stress granule; ribonucleoprotein complex. Lineage: Eukaryota; Fungi; Basidiomycota; Agaricomycetes; Boletales; Suillaceae. The coding region runs from base 1 to 3120 and encodes 1039 amino acids. The record is from RefSeq and is a predicted model, not a curated record. Gene Ontology annotation, molecular function: poly(A) binding; protein binding; poly(U) RNA binding. The transcript is spliced from 22 exons.
AUGGACGAGUCCGCUUCUCUCGAUGCUCUUGCUGACACGCUCACAAAACUGUCCGCGAAUUCGUACAUCGUUGACCUCCAUGUGCAACACAUUCGCCUGGCAAAGUCUUUGGAAGACAAGGACCAAUUGUUGGUUGCUCUUGAGAUGGCGGCAAACUAUAUGGCAACACCAGACGACAUCUGGUUACCUCUCAUUGACGCGAAGACUGCUGCGAGUGAUAUAAAUACGCCGGGAGGUGUACUAGAGGUGUUGGACGUGUAUUCGAAGGCAGAGUUAGACUACAUGUCUCUCUCGAUUUUGCAAAAGCAUCUGGAAUUACUAGUCGACCGUCACGAAUACUUCUCUGGGUCAGAGGUUGAACCAGAUAACUUAGGAGAGUUGUUUUCCGACAACUGGACUCGGGAAGCAUUGUCAAGUGUUGUUUCCAAAGGCGCUGGUGACACAUCACAAAGUCAUGUACUGUGGGAUCAGUAUUACAACUGGGAGCUUGAAAUACUGGAGAAGGCCUCAAUGAACGAGAAGCCCCUAUCGGUCAACCUGAUUGAAGAAAUUCUGCUUGCUCGUCUCCAGCAACCACACGCCAACCAUCAAGAUACCUACCAAUUAUAUUCCUCAUUUACAACGGCACACAAGCCUGCUAACGAAUAUGAAUCGCUUCUCAUAUCUGCGUCAAAGCUGCGUUCACGAGCUGUCAAAGCAUAUGAGAAACGAGAGGCCUCAGAGAUAGCGUUGGCAGCUGCUGGAUAUUCACUCGAUGCAUACGCAACUUAUAUCGCUGCAGAGCGACGUCGAAAAGAUCCGGAUUAUUUCAUUCUUUCUGGACUUUAUGAACGCGCCCUUGCAGAGGCAUCAAGACGCCAAUUUGCUGGCGAGCUUGGCGCCGAACGGGCAAUGCAAACGUUCUGGGUUGGAUACAUUGAUUUUGUCAAAUCACAAGGCCAAAGUGUGCAGUUUUGGCGACGUGCGACACGCAGUGCACCAGGCUCGGGCGAAGUUUGGGCACGAUACAUCCGUUUCCUGGAACGGGAACAAGAGUCCGGGGCCAGUCAAGCUGGAAUGAGCACCGACGAUAACGAAGAUGUUGAAGCCGCCUACACUCGGGCGCUCUCAACAAACCUAUUUACGAGGGACGGGAAGAAUGAUCGUGAAAUUGACGCUGACCAGAUUGUAUCUUUGGUUCUCGCUCGUGCAGGCGCUGAGAAGCGCGCAGUUGAAGGUGGUCGUGCUGAUGGGGAUAGUUUGGCCACCCUCAUCAAGGUCGUGGAGGAUGGGAUCGCGAUAGUUCGGCAAGCGUCGAACACUGGAGAUCCCCGUUUCCGCCUAGAGAAGUUCUUGUCUGAAUUUUAUCUCAGUCUUGCGGAUGUUCCGGAUGCAGCUGUACAACUAUGGGCUUCCACAGCUUCUCACUAUAGAACAAGCUGGGCAGCUUGGGUGGCUUACACUGAUGUUCUCAUCCGCACAGAUCACCAUGAUCUUGCCCGCAAAACCUUCCAAGAUAUGAGCACGAAGAAUCUGGAUUAUCCAGAGGCCCUCUGGGAUGCAUGGCAUAACUUUGAACAUGCGCACGGAUCGCUUUCUUCUCUCGAGGAUUCUAUCAAUAAAAUAACUCAAGCAAGGGCCCAACUUGAGACGCGGAGAGCGCGGGAAGCCGAGAAAGCAUAUGCAGCUGCUGCAGCCCAGUACGCAGAGCAGCAGGCUACGUCGGUGCCAGCUGUAUCUGUUCCCGUGACAGCUGUCGUCAGUGAAGCGAUGGAUGUCGACUUGUCAGCUCCAACCGACACGAAAGGGAAACGGAAAGCUGAGGAAGAACACUCCACUACUGAAAUAAGUGGGGCUAAGAAGCCUCGCCUUGAAACUCCACCUGUUCCCCUGAAACGCGAUCGAGAGAAUUGCACCGUUUUCGUUGCCGACCUACCAUCUGAGACGACUGAAGCCGAUCUAAAGGCAUUGUUCAAAGAUGCGAGUUGUGGCGAUAUCCGAGACGUCAAAUUCACUCGUAUGCCUGAGACACUGGUGGCAACGGUGGAAUUUCAAGAUAGGGACAGCGUGCCAGCUGCUCUUACUAAGGACAAGAAAAGGAUACAUGAGACUGAAAUCAGCGUGCAUCUAGCGUGGCGUUCUACGUUGUAUGUCGCGAAUUUCCCGGAAAAGUUCGAUGACACAUCUGUUCGUGAUUUGUUCGGCCAGUAUGGCCUUAUCUUUGAUGUACGAUGGCCAAGCAAGAAAUUCAAGGCUACGCGACGUUUUUGCUAUGUGCAGUACACAUCUCCGCCAUCAGCUGAACGAGCGCUUGAACUCCAUGGUCGCGAGUUGGAACCCGAUCGCGCUAUCAGCGUGCUCAUCUCGAAUCCCGAGCGCAAGAAGGAGAGGUCAGAUGCAGACGCUAAUGAGCGGGAACUCUACAUCGCUGGCCUUAGCAAAUUUGCGACGAAAGAAGACUUGAGAAAAGUCUUUGAGACCUAUGGCCCCAUCAAAGACAUCCGCCUUGCGGAGGACAAAAGCGGACAGCCCAAAGGCUUUGCUUUCAUUGAUUUUGAAUCAGAGACGGAUGCUCGUGCUGCGCUUGCCGCUAACAACUAUGAACUGAAGAAUCGGCGUAUUGCAGUCACCUUCACAGAUACUCGCGUGCGUGCAAAGAACAAAGAGGGCACGGCGGAAACAGGUUUCGGCCACCGCGCUGAUGCUCGAAAUCGUUCUGUUCGAGUUCGAAAUCUUCCCGCAGGAACACAAGAAGGACUACUUCAUCAGCUCCUGGAAAAACAUUCCCUCGUUAAACGAACUGAGAUCUUCACUGCUUUGAACGAGGCAGUGGUCGAACUUGAAAAUCCUGCUGAGGCUGGGAAACUACUGCUUCGGGCUGAACCUAUCAUCUUGAGCGGGAAUGUAUUACAGUUCUUUGAAGAGCAGCCAGGGUCCACCCGUGGUCAGCCUGCGGCACCGCCGCCAGCAACUGGGGGCAUGUUUGUGCCACGGGCAGCCGGGUCUCGGCCAAGAGCCGGCCUUGGUCGUGCUCGAAAACCUGGUCUUGGUGCCACGCAGGCAAUAUCGAGUUCAAACGCUCAGCCACUGGAGCGGAAGGAGAAGAAGGGGCAAGACGACUUCAGAAAAAUGUUAGGGUAGAUUAUCGCCCUCACCGUUUCCGAUUGCCGCAUUGAUCCGUCAGUCUCAUUCACGGGUAAA